GGUCAUGUGAUCAGCUGUGUCCAAUCACAGCUGAUCACAUGGGACAUAUACACUGAUCAUCAGGGCACUGAUGAUCAGUGUACCCUGAGGAUCAGUGUAGCCCCAGCAGUGACACCUGUCAGUGUCCAUCAGUGCCUUGUGUCAGUGCUCAUCAGCGCCUUGUGUCAGUGCCACAUCAAUGCCACAUAUCAGUGCCCAUCUGAGCUGCCUUUCAGUAUCAGCCAUCAGUGCCAGUCAGUGCUGCCUGUCAAUGCCCAUCAGUGCCACCUACCAGUGCCGCCUAUCAGUGCCCAUCACUGCAGCCUCAUUAGCGCACAUCAGUGA
Messenger RNA from Staurois parvus, 324 nucleotides. NCBI's taxonomy places the organism in Eukaryota, Metazoa, Chordata, Amphibia, Anura, Ranidae. The record is from the annotation of a GenBank genome assembly.